This is a messenger RNA of Tuber aestivum (summer truffle), 1429 nucleotides long. Lineage: Eukaryota; Fungi; Ascomycota; Pezizomycetes; Pezizales; Tuberaceae. The record is from the annotation of a GenBank genome assembly.
GCCGAAUACGUGAGCAGCACCGCAACCCCGUGCUUUUGGCACUUUGCCGAAAGGUUCCGGGAUGAAGCGAGAGGUUAGUAGUGGUUUGGAGAAGUUGGUGAUGAGUGAUGUUGAAUAGUUUCUUGGCGUGUGGUACUGGUCGAUCUGGAUACGAGGAGGUUGUCCACCGCCAGUGGUAUCUGAGGUGGAAGGGGAAAAUAAGAUAAAAGGGUCGAGCUGUCGACGCCAGUUCACAGUUCCUUACUCUCCAACCCCCGGUGCAGAGAAGCUGAAUAGCCUAUCAACAUUCCUUCUUAGCCGCUUGCUUUUAAAGAAGGCACCUCGACACCCCUAGAACACCAUACCGGUCCGCCAAACAAAGCAAUAACCGUUAAAAAUGGCUUUCCAAAAGCUCACCAUCCCCAUCAUCCUAACCCUCUAUUACACCCUCCUGGCUAGUGCCUCUCUCCCCCGCCGCCAGAGCUGCAUCGUGAAUCCGAUCCUCUACACCACCUUUGAAGAAACCCUCACUCUCUCGGUCCAAAACAAGUCCUUCCCGCUACACAACCGAGCAAUAUACCACACUGCCCUUGGAGAUGAAACCACGGGGCCGGUCGAGCAUGCGAUGACUGUCUACGGCAGCAGCCCUCUCCCUCCCGCGGCCUACCACCUAACCUCGCAGAAACUCUACCACGCUCCGCCCGUCGGGGUGCCAGAGCAGAUCCCGGUUUACACCAGACCGAGCGCCUAUACUGGCCUCGAGGAAGUCUAUUUCCCGGCCACACCCCCGAGCGUCGAGCCGACGGUGCUGUGGGGUGGGUAUCCCGGGUGUGAUCCAGAUACCAAUGCCCCUCAGUUAGAAUUGGGACCCGACGGGAAUAGGAGGGUUUGUGCGAAGCCCGACGGAAAUGAUUGGAGAAUUUAUUUGCAAACUGGGGGUAGGUUAUCCCUAUCGCUUCUCCUUAUUCCCGUGGUUUUAAUUGUGGGAGUUGGGUGAUCGGUGCUGACGCGAACUCUUUCCCACGGUGAUAGUUGGGCAAGUGGAUGAUUGUGUUCUGGUUGUCAUCAAGCUCGUUAAAAAUUCCUCAACUUAAGGGCGAGCCUGAAUUCAUUACUUGAAAGAUUGAGUCGGAGAUUUGAACUAAUGAGUGUAAUAUGGCCACCCCCCUGUCCCCCAUAGAUACUCUUUCCUAGUGUUCUCCUGCCUUUCUUCUUUUUUUUUUGAAUCCUGAGCGUGGGCUUGCGUGGUCCACGGACAGGAUGUCCAGAGUGCAAUAGAACGAAUAAGCGCAAGUGCGGAAUGAUAUCAUAAUCUGGGUCCCAACAUCUUAUCGUAGGGCUGCGUGGUUCGAGUGCUAGAUUGUGUCACUGGACGUUCCUACUCUGUCAGGCAAUAUUUUGCUACAAUACCCAAUCACUCAAUUAUUAGUAAGAAGCUCCUAACCCGUGA